Messenger RNA from Dacryopinax primogenitus, 1334 nucleotides. RefSeq lists its product as uncharacterized. NCBI's taxonomy places the organism in Eukaryota, Fungi, Basidiomycota, Dacrymycetes, Dacrymycetales, Dacrymycetaceae. The annotation marks the transcript as partial. The transcript has a single exon. The record is from RefSeq and is a predicted model, not a curated record.
CCCCGCCAUCACGUCCUACUUCCCCCUCGCACAAGUCAACCCCCGCACCUCCUAUCAUGGAUCCGACUACAAUCGCCCGCAUAUCCCGUCGCAAGCUCGCCCUGGCAGCGAUGGAGGCCUCAACGCGCGACAGCUUGGAGCUCCGCAGAGUCGUUCUCAUCCAGGGCGCCAUGCACGCGGCUGCUAACGCGUCGGCCGCUACCCACCGCCCGCCAUCCCCUCCUCGCGCUCCGCUAUCACCGGCACCGCCACAGAUCGUCGUUUCCCCUCCCCCUCCCCCGCCGUCCCCUCCAGAGCCUCAGUUCCAGUUCCCCUCCUUCGGGCUCGAGGAGCUACAGGCAGAGGAGCGGUGGUUUGAUGCCGUACUCGACGAGCUCGAUCAAGAUAUGGAUGAGGAGGACGAAGUGGACCAUCUCAUAACAGUGCACACAGUCCAGGAAAGCACGGACUCGAGCUCAGACGGUACCGUUUCUGAGGCUGGUUCGGAGGGCAUGGACCUUGAAGAUCUGUUCUACCCACCGCCGCCACCAUACUCUCUCAUCCCGGCCUCAGCACCACCACCCGAAGAACACCAGGAGAGCGAACCGAAAGCGAUAACGUUCGACGCUUCGCAUCCCCCUCCGCUACCAGACAGUUUUGCCGCUGAUGCAUGGGACGACUACGAUGAUGGCUCGGAGAAGGUUUCCAUAGCUACCCUGUUCAGUGACGUCGACCUCUCCUCUGGAGUGUCGACCACUGCGACCCUCACUAUCUCUGCCGCAGCUGUCGCAGCCGCUUCCAGCACGCAGCACCAGAAGCCGCAGAAGCUAGAACGGGAUUACGGAAGCCGUAAAGGAAUGCGUAGUACUAUGCCACCUGGAUAUGGCAUGUAUCCCCCUAUCUCGCCCUAUGAACUCGUAUGGCCCGGAAGGUAUGACUACGACGCGGUGGUCUACUAGCCUCCGCCCACUAAAAUGUAAACACCCCGCCGAUCAAGGAUCGACAACAUCUUGCUACACCCGCCUCCGUCUUGGUCUCCGUCUCAUCGAUGUUCAUCCUCGUCUCUCUCUGGUAUCCUCGUCGGUCUCAUCUCGUUUCUUUCUCGUCAAUCUUAUUCUAGCACACAUUACUACUGCACGCCUCUCCUCCCCUCCAACCCCUCGUCCAUGCUCACGCUCAUCAUCACACACAUUACUCCGGCCCAAGCCUCCGUCAUCGUCUCCCCGGUCUCAACUGUACAGCUGUAUCCACUCUGCUUCCUUUUCUCUCACUGUAUAGCCCCCACCUCACUGGUUCAUAUCUCCUAUCCACUUUCCGUACCUUCUCCUCCCCUCCCACCUGUUUCUAUCUCUGAC